Helianthus annuus (common sunflower) is the source of this 1711-nucleotide messenger RNA. Its product is annotated as sucrose nonfermenting 4-like protein. The record is from RefSeq and is a predicted model, not a curated record. The transcript is spliced from 13 exons. NCBI's taxonomy places the organism in Eukaryota, Viridiplantae, Streptophyta, Magnoliopsida, Asterales, Asteraceae. Bases 185 to 1552 code for a protein of 455 amino acids.
AAUCGAGGAGAUUCUGUUUUCUAAUUGGCUAAUGAUCUCCUCCAAUUUUUGUUUUCUAAUUAUACCCAGAUUUCUUUUCUGUUUUUACACAAUUUUCGCCGGCAAGAUCCACAAAAAGAUUUGAUUUUUGUCGAUCUUUAUUAAAUUCCCAAUUGCUGCAUACACUCAAUUUAGGGCACAAAAGAUGGUUCACACCCACUUUGUGUGGUCUCAUGGGGGCAAUCAGGUGUUCUUGUGUGGGGAUUUUACUGGGUGGAUCAGAUAUCAUCAGAUGGUUACUGUUGAGGGUUCUUUGACAACUUUUAUGACAAUUUGUGAUCUUCCACCUGGUUUGCAUAAGUUCAAGUUCUUUGUUGAUGGUGUGUGGAGGAUCGAUGAGAUGCAACCAAUUGUCGAAGAUGAAUAUGGUGUUAAUAACGUUGUCGUUGUGGAACAACCCGCACUUAUACCUCAAAUAUAUUCGAUAAAUGACGGUCAGUCAAUCAUGCAUAUUGACGGUUAUAACGGUAGAAAUCAUGCCGAUGGUGCUUCACCAUCAGGGAGCGUUCCGAACGAACUAGAGGUGGAGAUAACGGGUGAUGACAUAGAGACCACUACUCGUCGUUUGUUUAAGCAUUUUUCAACUUAUAAAGUAUACGACUUGAUUCCCGAUUCAGGAAAGGUGUUUGCAUUGGAUGACAAUAUGACAGUCGAAGAGGCGUUUCUUGUUAUGCAUGAAGAGGGAGUCGCUGUUGCCCCCCUCUGGAAUGCAGCCAAUAUACAGAUUUCAGGAGUGUUAACUGCAUCUGAUUUCAUUAUGUUUCUAAUCGAGCUUCAAAGGAACCGAGCAAUGGCCACUGUAAAUCAAUUUUCUACAAUAUCUGCAUGGAAAGAAGGGAAGCUUCAACUUCAGAGAAGACCUUUGGUCCAAAUUCAUCCUGAUGAUUCCCUCAAUAAAGUUGCGGUUGGAAUCUUGGGAAACCACAUAUCGUCAAUUCCCGUUCUAUAUGUUCCGGAAGGUUCCGCUUGUCCACAAUUGCUUCAUGUUGCAUACCUUAGUGGACUCUUAGAACAUAUACACAGGCAUUUUGAACAUCGUAUCGCGUAUUUGCCACUUUUACAACGUUCAAUCGCGGCUCUUCCAAUUGGUACGUGGAUUAGAGAAGUUGGAGGUGCACGGGAAUUAAAAACGGUUCCCACUAAUUGUCUUCUUAAUGAUGCUUAUAGACUGUUAAUAGACGAACAUAUAAGCUCAGUGCCCGUUGUUGAUGAUAAGCGGGCACUCGUUAACGUUUUCUGCAGGAGUGAUGUUCUUUCGUUAGCAAAGAAUAAUGCAUAUCUUCAUGUUCAACUUGAUCAGACAACGAUAUCGCAAGCACUACAGCUUGUGGAUACUAAUACUCACGGUAGGUAUGCGAUAUGCACACGCUCGGAUACCUUGUACAGGGUCAUUGGUCUUCUUUCCGAUCCCGGGAUACGGCGUGUUGUGGUUGUUGAAGCGGGUAGCCGUUACGUGUUAGGUUUAAUUACAUUGAGAGAUGUAUUUAGUCUCAUUUUUAGAGAUUUUUCUUAAAUAUGCAUUGUUGUCAUUUGAAUAGGGUUUUGGUCAUGGUUUAAUUAUAUGUAGAGGGGGUGGGUGUGUUUAUACACUUUGUUUUUGUAAUUAUGAAUAACACUCCAUUACACUUUCAAAUAUCACAUUUGAUUAAUAUAAUUAUUUUUGAAGAUAUAA